AUGAGGGGGAGGCGGGCUCCCCGGCCGGGGUCCGCGGAGGUUCCCGCAGCGGCGCGCGAUGCCGACACGCUGCGGGCGGGAGCAGCAAGCCCGGCGCGCGGGCCCCAGCUCGCCGAAGACGUGGGGACGCCGACGGGAGGAGGGGAGGAGCGCCCGAGCCGCCAACCCCCGGCCGCGGCGCCGAGGCUGCGGGAGAGCAAGCCGCAGGGUGGAUCGGAAGACCGGAGGACGGCCGACCGUGACCUCCAGCGAGGCUGCCUGAGCCGGAGCCCGCGCACCGCCCCGCCGGUCCCGGGCAUGGGAGACCGCGGCGCGCAGCACGAGCGCGCGGCCCUGCAGUCCCCGGGGGCCCCCGAGGGCGCCGCGGCCGCCGUGAACGGGCUGCUGCACAACGGCUUCCACCCGCCGGCCGCCUGCAGCCGCGACCCGCCGCCCCCACGCUUCCAGCUCCCGUCCGAGCUGCAGCCGCAGCCGCUGUUCACCCAGCAUGAUUCUCCAGCCAAGAAAUGCCGGCUGCGGAGGAGGAUGGACUCCGGGAGGAAGAACAGGCCGCCAUUCCCGUGGUUUGGCAUGGAUAUUGGUGGAACCCUGGUUAAGUUGGUUUACUUUGAACCAAAGGAUAUCACGGCAGAAGAGGAACAGGAAGAGGUGGAGAACCUGAAGAGCAUCCGGAAGUAUUUGACUUCUAACACUGCCUAUGGCAAAACUGGGAUCCGAGACGUCCAUCUGGAACUGAAAAACCUGACCAUGUGUGGGCGCACAGGGAACCUGCACUUCAUCCGCUUCCCUACCUGUGCCAUGCACAUGUUCAUUCAGAUGGGCAGCGAGAAGAACUUCUCCAGCCUCCACACCACCCUCUGUGCCACGGGAGGUGGGGCUUUCAAGUUUGAGGAGGACUUCAGAAUGAUUGCGGACCUUCAGCUGCAUAAACUGGAUGAACUGGACUGUUUGAUUCAGGGCCUGCUUUAUGUUGACUCGGUUGGCUUCAACGGCAAGCCAGAAUGUUACUAUUUUGAAAACCCCACAAAUCCUGAAUUGUGUCAAAAAAAGCCAUACUGUUUGGAUAACCCAUACCCUAUGUUGCUGGUUAACAUGGGCUCAGGUGUCAGCAUCCUGGCAGUGUACUCCAAGGACAACUACAAAAGAGUGACGGGGACCAGUCUUGGAGGUGGGACAUUCCUAGGCCUGUGUUGCUUGCUGACUGGUUGUGAGACCUUUGAAGAAGCUCUGGACAUGGCAGCUAAAGGCGACAGCACCAAUGUCGAUAAGCUGGUGAAGGACAUUUACGGAGGAGACUAUGAACGAUUUGGCCUUCAAGGAUCUGCUGUAGCAUCAAGCUUUGGCAACAUGAUGAGCAAAGAAAAGAGAGAGUCCAUCAGCAAAGAAGACCUCGCCCGGGCCACAUUGGUCACCAUCACCAACAACAUUGGCUCCAUUGCUCGGAUGUGUGCACUGAAUGAGAAUAUUGACAGAGUUGUAUUUGUUGGGAACUUUCUCAGAAUCAAUAUGGUCUCAAUGAAGUUGCUAGCAUAUGCCAUGGACUUUUGGUCUAAAGGACAGCUGAAAGCACUGUUUUUGGAACAUGAGGGUUAUUUUGGAGCUGUUGGGGCCCUGUUGGAACUGUUCAAAAUGACUGAUACACAAUAGAGGAACAGCCCCUCGUGAGGGCAGAGGACUGCCGGGCAAUGCCAGAGAAGGUGACAUCUCCGUUGGACAGAAACCAAGCCACUGUAGUGGAUGAACCUGCUGUAUUUGUAAAUAAUUUAAAAUCUUAGACUUUUUGCUCUUAGGUUUCAAGCUUAUGAUACAAAAUGGGGAAUAUAAGAAUUUUUUCUGUAUACUGUAUUUUUUAAAAAAACAAAAAAGAAAAGAAAUUGUGCAGCGUGGCCAAACCUACCAAUUUCAUGCAUUGACUUUGGAAAAGUUGUAUGAUGUUUAAGAGUGGCCUGAAAUGAAAGCGCUGUCCAUUUUUCUUCUGGGGUUUACUGAUCAGUGUGGUAAUUUUAACUUCAUUUAGUAAUUACUCUAGGAGAUUCUGCCUUUACUUAUAAUUUUUCAUGACGUUUCAUGAUUUGCUGUUGGUUUCAAAUGAAACUACGAAUCUGGCAUGUUGCACUGUGAACACUUUGUUUGUUUGUUCUCUCUCUUUUUUUUUUAAUCCUUUCUGUUUCAAUGUCUUAGGACAAAAGAAAGAAAGAAAGAAAGGAAGAAAGAAAGAAAGAAAGAAAGAAAGAUCCCCUCCCUCCAUUCUUAUUCCUUGUGAUUUCUCUCUUCUCUGUCCUCAUUGUAAUUGCUCAUGUCAAUCAAGGUGCUGAUCAACUCAACACAAAGUUAAACACAUAAUCCACCGUUCUAAAAGUGUGACCAUGUGAGAAGACGUUAAAGGAAGGGGUUAAUGAAAGUGGCAAACAUGGAACAUUAUAUGCAAUUCUAUCUUUGUCUUCUCACCCCCUCAUCACUGUCAUGUCCCACUGGAUUUACUUUACCCUACAUUGAAAUAGCGUGAGAUGACGUGCCCUCCCUUGCGUAUGCCGUGUAUGAAGGGCAGCACACCCCUGUGUAAAUUUGGCGGGGUUCUCAUAGGUGAUCUGAUCACACUGGACUUAGGGCAGAAGUCCUGGGUUGAGAUGUCAGUUAGAAAUAAUGGUCUGUUUUGUACACGUCUGUACCCAGGAAAGUUGAAAGGAGACAUGCUCAGUAGUAACAGUAAAGAUUCUUUUUUUUUUUUUCUAAAUUUCUGUUUCAGUAUUUAAACUGAGAUCGGUACUUUAUUCCAUUUCUAAAACUUAAAGAUAAUUUAUGAUACACUCACACGAACGGACAUUUCGUUCUGAGAGGUUUUCAUUAGAUAGAUGGGUCACUUUCAAAUGAGGAUAUUGUGCACUUGCUGUAACAGGAGAUGGAGUGAUCUUUUGGAUUGAGGGUUCCCCUCCAAGAGCUUUUUUGAAAGGCCGUAAGGUUACUCCUUAGUCAGUCUUCACCUCUCUACCUUGUGGAGCCCCGCCCUUCAUUUCCAUAUCCUUAAGUCUUGAAGAAGUUGAUGCUAAUGGAAGAAAUCACUUGUCUGGUUUAAAUAAAGCCCGUUUGUGUUGGGAUGUUUUUAGUGUAUAUGUUAUUUUCAUUUCUUAUACCUCGUCUGUGUACUUAUCUGCUUUAUAUGUAAAGGAACAUAUAUGUAUGUUGA
Molecule: messenger RNA, 3184 nt
Organism: Grammomys surdaster
Lineage: Eukaryota; Metazoa; Chordata; Mammalia; Rodentia; Muridae
Gene: Pank1
Product: pantothenate kinase 1
Exons: 7
Coding region: 1-1647 (548 amino acids)
Biological process (GO): coenzyme A biosynthetic process
Cellular component (GO): nucleus; cytosol
Molecular function (GO): pantothenate kinase activity; ATP binding
Source: RefSeq, a predicted model, not a curated record